Molecule: messenger RNA, 1107 nt
Organism: Thrips palmi
Lineage: Eukaryota; Metazoa; Arthropoda; Insecta; Thysanoptera; Thripidae
Exons: 5
Coding region: 107-919 (270 amino acids)
Source: RefSeq, a predicted model, not a curated record
CACGUCGACGGCCAGUGGGCAAGGAUCCCCGCAGACAGAGCAACGGAAGCAAUGUUCGGAAUCGCUCUGCUUGCGAGUGCCGGUGGAGCCCCUGCGAACACGAGGGAUGCCGAGGAAAAGGAAAGAUCAGCCAAGGCAGAACUGGCAAGGCCCGCAUGGCCAAUUUAAUUUACCACCACACCAAUCAGCAUACCCCCCGCGCCCCACCCACUAUCCUUACCCUCAUGCUUCAUUUCCCGCCCAUCAUGUAGCCCAUUUCCCCCAGUACCCGACAGUUCCAAUUCAUGCCCAAUAUCACCCACCCGCCCCAUAUCCACAGCCCACCUACUUCCCAUACCAAAAUUACUACGCCCCUCCUGCAGCUCCAAUCCCUCCCCCGGUCCGUGUGCCUGAAACACAGAAGAUUGCUGCUUCUGCUGCUACUGCAGUUCAGAAUGUUACCGCACAGGCAUCAUCCACACUUGCAAGCAGUUCAAACGCAUCUACAGCUGCCGCUGCUCUUGUCACCCCCACCUCAGUGAGGGCACCAAAGGAAAAUGCUGCCCCUGUGACAACCCAACCAACUGUACCUGCACCUCAGACCACUGACACCACUGAGAAAAUUGAGAAGAAAAAGAAGAAAAAGAAGAAGACAAAGAAAGCAAAGAAAAGAAGCAGAAAACUUUCUUCAAGUUCGUCCAGUUCGAGCAGCAGUGGAUCAAGUACUAGCAGCAGCUCCUCUAGUAGCAGUAGUGCCAGUGAAUCAUCUGAAAAAUCUGUUCCGCCGCCCCAAAAAGGAAAACAAGAAACAAAGAAAAGCAAGGAAGAGGAAUCAAAGGCAAAUGCCGAAUUCCAAGCCAUGGUGGAAACUCUUGAACAAAAGCCUAAGAAGAGGGGGCGUCCCCGAAAAUACAAGCCAAAAGAGCUUAUUGAUCCGUAAUUUAUGAUUAUGCUUUAUGAGUUAUGAUUAACGCUGGUGGUGUUUUUCUAUGUUCUUCAUCUCUUAAUGCUCUAAUUUUCUAUGUUCGGUCUUUUAAUUUUGGAUUAUGAUUAUGCUUUAUGAGUAAUGAUUAAUGCUGAUGGUGUUUUUCUAUGUUCUUAAUCUCUUAAUGCUCUAAUUUUCUAUGU